AUGGCAGACGCCCCAGUGCUCGAUCUCGAAGCAUUUCCCACGGCCAGGGAAUUCGUGUCCAAAUGCCACGAGUUCUUCAGGGAGGUUAAGAAUUUAACACCAGGGAAAGAGCUCGAGGCCCGACUGAACCGCGAGUACGGCCCCGGCACGCCCUUCUAUGAAGCCUUUGCGCGGUACAUGCGCGACGGCCUCAAGGAGGGCUGGGUGGCGCGCGACGAACUCGACGGGCCCAAGUACCGGCGCGGCCGCAUCGCCCCGCCCACGCCGGAGAGCAGCUUCAUCUCCAUCACCGCGGUGUACAUGGACUCGCAGGAGGUGUAUCGCGGGCAGUACCACCAGCAUCCGUACGGGGAGAUCAACUGCGUCGUCUUGUUGGAUGAGACGGCCGAGUUGAAGGGCAUGCAGGGCUGGCAAGGGGCCGGGUGGACCAGUCCUGGCCCCGGCACGCACCAUUAUCCCGAGGUCAGAGGCGGUGCGUUGGUCGCGCUGUUCUUUCUGCCGGCUGGGAGGAUCAGCUACGAAGCCACGCCGGAUAUGCCGCAGCCGGCGUCUUUAUAG
Fonsecaea monophora is the source of this 558-nucleotide messenger RNA. RefSeq lists its product as hypothetical. The record is from RefSeq and is a predicted model, not a curated record. The coding region runs from base 1 to 558 and encodes 185 amino acids. Lineage: Eukaryota; Fungi; Ascomycota; Eurotiomycetes; Chaetothyriales; Herpotrichiellaceae. The transcript has 2 exons.